Messenger RNA from Caenorhabditis angaria, 3285 nucleotides. The record is from the annotation of a GenBank genome assembly. NCBI's taxonomy places the organism in Eukaryota, Metazoa, Nematoda, Chromadorea, Rhabditida, Rhabditidae.
AUGGCGGUGCAGACGAUGAUCAGCGCAUCAUCAUCUUCUUCUACGAGCACGCAAACUGUCGAGGAUCUCAAAGAGCGUUUGCUUACCGCUGUUGAAAAUGUAAGAUAUACAUUACAUUACAGUUUUUAAUAAUUUAAACAUCAUAAUUAAUCACACAAAACGGGCAAUUUGUUUUUGUUUUAUUUUCCACUUGUUUUUCGUUCCAGAUAGUAAAUAAAGUAAAUUUUUUAUAAUUGUUACGGUUUUUCCGACGAAAAUUUCAGCUUUUAUUUAAAUUAAAUUCAAAAAAUGGGUCAAACUAAAUUAUAAAAGUCUGAAAAUCUUGUUUCUUUAGGAGCAGGAAGAUGUAUGCAGUACACUGCUCGAUGAUCUGCGAAAAGCUGUGACAAAUCGCGAAAUUCUUGAGGUACAGUUUUUUCAACAAAGCAUUCCAGUUUUACUGGGCAAAAAGAACCCAAGCGCCUCUGUGCUUGUCUUUUGCCUCGAAUGAAACGAAUUUUGCCCCUCCCCAUUUUUCUCUCUAUUCCUCUCCAUCUCUAACCCCAGCUGCUAGCGUCUCUUUUCUUUUUUGUUGUUUAUUCAAUCGAUAUACGUCGGCCUUUUUCUUGUUUCUCAUGCAGUAGAAAAAGGAAAAGGCGGGAAAAAGGGGAACAAUAGGGGGCAAAUUUGUUUCAUUGAUGAUAAUAACGAUAUAUACAAAGAAAAGUGCAAAAUUGGUCUAACAAGACCAAUUUUGCACUUGAAAAACAGAGUAUCCCCGCCAAAACGUGUUUCGUGUGCUACGCAACGCGUUUUUCUCUGGGGAUUGAGUUAAAACACAUAUAUUCAGAUUAAAACCAUUGAGAAAAUUUAGAAUUUAGGUAAAAAUCGCGAUUCUUUCUAAAAAUUGCAAGUGUGCUCUGCUGUAAUGUCGAAUUCUCAUUAGAGCAAAGUUGUAUUUUUUUUCAACAUGCUUUUUUUAAAUUGGAUGUUCGAUAGAGCGUACUUGUUAUUUUUUAAAUUAAAAUUUGAAAUGUAUUUCCAAUUCAUCAAAACAUUAAAAUGAAAAUUCCAGAUAACACGCGUCGGUUUCCACGUGAACAACGUUCGUAAAAACUACCUCAAAAAAUGGCCAGUUUUGUCGAAAAAGUGUCGAGACAUGAUCAAAGCGUGGCAGGAUUUUGUCAGCAUCGAAGAGGUUUUUGAUUUUUGCGCAAGAAAACUCAAAAUAUCUUGCGUUGUUCCAGAGAAAUCGCAGCGGUGCAUCGUCAACCAAUACAACUCCAAGCUUAGCAUCGCCAAGUAUGGCAAAUUUGGCGAGACGUGGUAUUACACCAAAUACACCGUUGAAUAGAAGGGUUACUAGUACUGGUUUACAGGGUAAGAAUGGGUUUCUCUGGAAAACAGUGUUGUAGAAUGUGAAGGGAGUGUUUCGUCUGAAAAAGUAAAAAAAAAAAGGCCAACCAUGUUUGCUCUAUCGCACACAUUUAUUCAUUUCUGUGUACUUCUCGUGGAAUUCAUAACGUUUUGUGACAAAAAAUACGAUUCAUCAAAAAACUAUUUAUCCUGUUGAAAAUGUUCGUAGCUAGAUGUUUUUUUUGUGAAAAAAGUUGCAAUAAACAGGAAAAAUAUAGUUUUGACAUUUGGUGAAUCGAAUGUUUUUUUUGUCAAAAAAAUUUGUUUCGAUAUGAUAAGGUUUAAAUAGGUUUAAGGUUCGAUUAAAUAAUAGAUAUUCAAAAACAGACAAAGAAAUUCCAGAUCCAUUUUCUAACCAAAAAAUUUUUUUUUUAAUUCCUCAAAUUGCCACGUCAAAGCUCACGUCAAAAAUUUGCAGGUCGUCUCAGCGCCACAGUUUCUCCUGCAAAUGGUUCAUAUGCUCCAAGAAGUAGUCAAAUUUCACCUCUUGGUGCUCCAUCAACAUCUUCAGCUCCUAACGGUCAUCCAAUUCACAAAUCUCAAUCAGUUGGCGGCGAAUUAUUAAAUAAUCAAGAAGAAGUGUCGAAAAAACGAAAAGCUGCAGAAGAAUCGGCCAGCAAUUUACCUCAAAUCAAACGCACAAAAACAGCAGCCGGUUCGCUGGUUUCGCCUGGAAUUGUGUCUGGUGGAGCUUCGGCUGUUUCGGAUGCUAGAAAAGCAGUGCAAAGUACGAGGGAUUUAUUUGCAGCGAUGGUUGGAAAUUUGCCAGAACAUAUGAAUAUUGACACGACUAUACGAGAACAUGAGGAAAGGAUAAAAAGAGAACAUAAAGAUGAAGAGGUAAUAGUUAUAUCAUUUUUUUUUGAAAAAUAUUCAAGAAAUUUUAUAUUAUUCUAGCUCGCUCAACAACUUCAAGCUUCUUCUCAUUUUGGCCCAACUGAACGGAAAAAGCGAAAAUAUGAAAAGAAAAACCAUCAAAACGGAGGAAAUUCGACAAACUCCAUCAAAAACUUGACAAUAAAUCCAGAAAACGGGGCAGAACCGGAAAAACCGCGAGGCGGAAUAGUUUUGAAAUUUAGCAGAAAUGGAACAAGUGGUGUUCAAGUGAUUAAUCGAAAUGUGGCGCCAGAAGAAUCGGAAGCGAAAAAAUCGAUAGCCCGAGAAACAACUCCACCAAUACCGAAACCACUAAUAAAAUUGAAGUUGAAAGAAGAGAAAAAGAAAGAGGAAUCGGUGUUUUUGGAAGGAAAAGAUGAAAUUGAUGGUCCGUCGACUUCGUCAAAAACUACAAAUGAAAAGAAGAACAAGAAAAAAGAUUGGAAUAGUUUGAUUCCAACAAUGGAACAACUCAGAAUUCGGGCUGAAAGAGAUGAAAAAGAAACUGAAGAAUUGUUGAAAGAAGUGUCAGGAGAAACGAAAUUCGAUCCGACGAAAGUUCAAAAAAUCAAGAGUUUCAGAAGGCCCAUUUUGAUGUUACCGUAUUUGGACAAUCCAUUGGGACCUGAUUUUUUGGUUCAUGGGUUAGUUUGUUUUUCGACCAUUGUUUGUUCGAAAAAACUUUGAUCAUUGGAAAGUUAUCAAAAACUGAAUUUUACUACAGUUUCUGUGUAGUACAGAAGAUUGAAAAAAAUUGGACUGAUUAUCAAAAAAAAAUUUGUGUGUCUGACUUUCACUUCAAACACUUUACAAUUGAGAAUAUGAAAAUAAGAAUGUCUUUUCUAUCCACAUCAAAUUUCACGUUAAAAAUAUAAUUAAAAGUAUCUUCUUUUUCUACAAACAUAUUUUUUCAGCUACCGCAACAGCCUGCAAUAUUAUUCCGAAGACAAUUUCCUCUACGGCGAAGCACGUCCCGAUGAGAAAAAUGUCAAAGAAGAAGAAGAAUCUUCCUAG